UGACCUUGGGGGAGGUGUGUCCUAGUGUCUCUGAAAUCUUAUGAAUGAAAUUCCAGAGGAUUGUAUGUGUGUGUGCCUCUCUCGCUGUGUAUGUGUAUGUGUGUAUCUCCUCGUGUAUGCGUGUGUAUAUGGAACAAGGGAGGGAGACUAGUUGUUAUUCUGAUCACAGCUUCCCUGAUUCACAGACUUGGAGCUGAUCAUGAAUAUAAGUGAAGACUUUGACGUCAGAGUUGAGAUAUAUCAGCAGACCCAAUGGGGCAAGAAUAUUAAGUGCAAGUCAAUGCCAGCAAUCUGCCAACGUUAUUAGCAAUGUUAACCAAGGAAUGAAGCUUAAUCCCAAGGACUGGAAGGACUAGCACGAAAAAAGGGGGAAAGCUGAUCAGCAAGAAUCAAACAAAGCGAUGCUCCACAACCCCGCAGCAGCUGCGGCCGCCAUGGAGGAGCAGCUGCGGCAGCAGCAGCUCCGGGUCCUCCUCAACGCCUCCUCCAGGCCCUUCCCCAGCAGCAGCCGCAGCAGCAUCUGGCCGUCCAACUCCUCUGCCUCGGAGCCGGUCACGGCGGCGGCGGCGGGAGGCGGCGAGGCGGCGGCAGGCGGAGGCGGAGCGGUCAGCCCCUGGGACAUCGCCCUGUGCGCCACGGGCACGGCGGUGGCCUGCGAGAACGCGCUGGUGCUGGCCGUGCUCUUCUACACGCCCAGCCUGCGCGCCCCCAUGUUCCUGCUCAUCGGCAGCCUGGCGCUGGCCGACCUGCUGGCCGGCUUGGGGCUCGUCGUCAACUUCACCGUGCAGUACCUGCUGCAGCCGCCCAACGCGGCCGUGGCGCUCAGCGCGGCCGGGCUGCUGCUGACCGCCUUCUCCGCCUCGGUCUGCAGCCUGCUGGCCAUCACCAUCGACCGCUACCUGUCGCUGUACAACGCGCUCACCUACCACACGGAGCGCACGCUGAGCUUCACCUGCGCCCUGCUGCUGCUCAUGUGGCUGCUGUGCCUCGGCGUGGGGCUGCUGCCGCUGCUGGGCUGGAACUGCCUGCGGGACCAGGCCGCCUGCAGCGUGCUGCGGCCGGUGACCAAGGACAACGCGGCGGUGCUGGCGGUCACGUUCCUGCUGCUCUUCGCCCUCAUGCUGCAGCUCUACCUGCAGAUCUGCAGGAUCGCCUUCCGGCACGCCCAGCAGAUCGCCGUGCAGCACCAGUUCAUCGCCACGGCGCAGGCCACCUCCACCCGCAAGGGGCUCUCCACCCUCUCCUUCAUCCUGGGCACCUUCGCCCUCUGCUGGAUCCCCUUCGCCAUCUACUCGCUGGUGGCGGAUUCCAGCUACCCCGCCGUCUACACUUACUCCCUGGCCCUGCCCGCCACUUGUAACUCACUCAUCAACCCGGUCAUUUAUGCCUUCAGGAACCCGGACAUCCAGAAGUCCCUGUGGCUGGCCUGCUGCGGGUGCAUCCCUUCCACCUUCUCCUCCAGACCCAGGACAUCCAGUGAUGUAUAAAGGGGGGGUUGGCCGCCCGGAUUGUCAAAUGGUUUCAUGCUCUCCUACUCCGCGUUGUUAUGAUGUAUUACCACCAGCAGGAGGAAUCCCAGACCGACGCGUCUCCUUCCCUGGAAAAAGAUGUCAACAAGAAAAAAAAACACAAGAGUGGUC
This is a messenger RNA of Trachemys scripta elegans, 1640 nucleotides long. RefSeq names its product G-protein coupled receptor 12-like. Gene Ontology annotation, cellular component: membrane. The record is from RefSeq and is a predicted model, not a curated record. The transcript is spliced from 2 exons. Gene Ontology annotation, molecular function: G protein-coupled receptor activity. Lineage: Eukaryota; Metazoa; Chordata; Testudines; Emydidae. The coding region runs from base 402 to 1487 and encodes 361 amino acids. Gene Ontology annotation, biological process: G protein-coupled receptor signaling pathway.